GCGGCUUCGGGAACUCAGCGGCCGCGAUGGCUCAGGUGUCCUGCUCGCGCAGCCCGGAGGCAGAUGCCUUGGGCUCCACGAGAAAGCGUCGCAGUUCGUCGAAGAGUCCAAAGCCCAGCAAAGCCGCCCGCUCCCCGCGGAGCCGCCGCUCGCGCUCGCGCUCUUGCCCUCGGUCCGGGGACCGGAAUGGCUUCGGGCAUCAGCUGGGGGGCCUCAGCCAAGGCUCCCGAAACUAUUCCUACCGCUCCCGCUCGCGGUCUUGUUCUCGAGAGCGCCCUUCUGGUCCCCGGGGCACCCCCUUCUCUUCAGCUUCCUCGUCCGCUUAUUAUGGCGGCUACUCGCGUCCCUACGGGGGCGAUAAGCCGUGGCCUAGCCUCCUGGACAAGGAGAGGGAGGAGAGCCUGCGGCAGAAGAGAUUAAGUGAAAGGGAGAGGACUGGAGAAUUGGGAGCGCCUGAAGUAUGGGGACUUUCUCCAAAGAAUCCUGAACCAGACUCUGAUGAACAUACACCAGUGGAGGAUGAAGAGCCAAAGAAAAGCACUACAUCAGCUUCUACUUCAGAAGAAGAAAGAAAGAAGAAGAAGUCUAGUCAUUCAAAAGAAAGGUCCAAGAAAAGAAGAAAGAAAAAAUCAUCCAAAAGAAAACACAGGAAGUAUUCUGAUGAUAGUGACAGUGACUCUGAUUCUGAAACAGACUCUAGUGACGAAGACACGAAAAGGAGAGCAAAGAAAGCCAAGAAAAAGGAAAAGAAGAAGAAACACAGAUCGAAGAAAUACAAGAAAAAGAAAUCUAAGAAGAAUAGAAAAGAAACCAGUGAUUCAAGCUCUAAAGAUUCCCAAGAAGAGUUUCUGGAGAAUCCCUGGAAGGAUCGAUCGAAACCUGAAGAACCCUCAGAUUUAAUUGGACCAGAGGCUCCAAAAACACUUGCCUCUCAAGAUGAUAAACCUUUGAACUAUGGCCAUGCUCUCUUACCCGGUGAAGGUGCAGCUAUGGCUGAAUAUGUAAAAGCUGGAAAACGUAUCCCACGAAGAGGUGAAAUUGGCUUGACAAGUGAAGAAAUUGCAUCAUUUGAAUGCUCAGGUUACGUAAUGAGUGGUAGCAGGCAUCGCCGAAUGGAGGCUGUGCGACUGCGAAAAGAGAACCAGAUAUAUAGUGCUGAUGAGAAGAGAGCCCUUGCAUCCUUUAACCAAGAAGAGAGACGUAAGAGAGAGAACAAGAUUCUGGCCAGUUUUCGAGAGAUGGUAUACAGAAAGACCAAAGCAAAGGAUGACAAAUAAGGAUUUUCUGGUUGUUCAGACAUUUUUAACAACUAAAAAGAAAGUUUGGGUUCCACGCACACAUACAAAAUGAUUAUUAUGAUCUAAAAAAGCUUUAUAGUGCUACUGUGCCUUCCAUUUAAUUCUUUCUGUCCUUCAAUAAAAAGCUGCUCAUUGAUACAACUUUAACAAGUUCUUUAGGUGUUUUGGGAUUGACCAUAAUAACUUUCUGGUUUAAAAAUCCAAAUUAUGAAUGACAUCCUCCUGAAUUGGGAGAGGUGUCAUGGAGAGAAAGUGUCAAUGAGAUGAGAAACUUAAAUCUCACACCAUGAGACAGUGCUAUGAUUAGCGCUACAUGAUGCCCCCCCCCACCCACCGACACACAGUGGAACUUGUGGGAAAUAGGUAUUCCUCUGUUUUGCAUGUAUUAUAAAUGGACUUGAUAGAAACAUACAGGAAGCCACUUUUGCCAACCAAAUGAAAGCAUUACUAGAAAAGGCAAAUCUGGAAUUUGAAAAUUGACUUGUAUAGUACAGUAUAUAGUCUGCCCUAAAUAUGAUGUUUUUGGGGUUUAGUCCCUACCUCCACCCCAAAACCAAAAAUAAACCAAAAAGUGAAGUUGAAUUGAAUUGAAAAUGUGAACAUUUGUUUUUUAGAAUUCUUAAUAAGUCACUUAAAAAUAGUUCUUUCAAAUAUAAAAUCUUUGGAAGGCUACUGUUGUGCCGAUAUAAGUAGGUACUUUGAUGAUAGUACAACAUCUAAAAAGAAUGGGAGUCAACUAUGGUCAGGAGUUUGAUAGGGGAAAAUAUAAUGAAGCAGUAUUUUUACUCAGUUUCAUAAGGAUGAAGCUAAUGUGAUAUUAAACAUUUUUAAGUCCACCCUUUAUGUAAUAAGCAGAUUUCAUUUUAAAAAUUGUUAAGCCUUUCAGUUUAUUCUUUUACAUCUGUCAUUUAGUUUCAUCUUUAACAUUAUGUAGAAUCCCCUCACUUUAUCGGUUUUAUAUGGCUAUUAUUGACUUUUAAGUUUGGGAGAAGUGGAAGAUUGUGGGACUAUGAGAUCACAGUCUUUUUCCUUCCCUUAUUUUGUUCAAUUUUAGUUAGGUCAUGGAGUGAAGGGGGAGAGGCAAAUGGAAGUUUGGGCUAUUUUUGUUAAGGCUGUUUUGUGCAGCAUUAUUAUAUGCCUAGGAUAAACUUAAAUUACGUGGGUAGUGGGGAAGUUCUGACUAUGCCUCUCUCCUUGUAAUAGCUUAAAGUGUUUUCUUUUUCCAAAUUUUUUAAAUAAGGCAUUCAUGUUUCAAAGUACAGUUCAAAAGUUUUACUGUUUAACCUAUAUUCUAAGAAAUGUCUACCUUUAACCCACAUUUAG
Molecule: messenger RNA, 2621 nt
Organism: Choloepus didactylus (southern two-toed sloth)
Lineage: Eukaryota; Metazoa; Chordata; Mammalia; Pilosa; Megalonychidae
Product: NF-kappa-B-activating protein-like
Exons: 1
Coding region: 27-1277 (416 amino acids)
Biological process (GO): negative regulation of DNA-templated transcription
Cellular component (GO): nucleus
Molecular function (GO): chromatin binding
Source: RefSeq, a predicted model, not a curated record